AUGUGGCGCCGAUCGAGUAGUUUUGAACAAUUGGUGAAGGAUGAGGGCAAGCCUCUUAGUGAACUGGAGAGAGGGCGUUGGGCGCCACUCCUUCCGGAGGACGAGGAGGACGACGAGGACGAGGACGAAGAGGACGACGAAGACGACGAGGACGAAGAGGACGAGGGGAAAGUUCGUAAAGGCAACUUAAGGGACGGCACCGUGGACGAGGAGUAUGAGAGAGUCAAGCCCCCACUACGAAGGAUUGAUCACUACCUGCCUCCAGACUGCCCAUGUUGCAACAUGACCAAACGCUUCACCAUGGCCCUCCUCGCCAGCAUAGGGUUCCUCAUAUCAUUCGGGAUCCGCUGCAACAUGGGGGUGGCCGUGGUGGAGAUGACCUCCAACGCUACCGCCACUGGGCAGCGGGAGAUCGACUGGAGUGACGACAUCGUUGGGGUGGUGGACUCGUCGUUCUUCUGGGGCUACUUGGUGACGCAGAUCCCCGGCGGCCUGCUGGCCUCCCGCUUCCCGGCCCACAGAGUGUUCGGGUCAGCCAUCACAGCCUCAGCGAUACUCAACCUGCUGAUCCCGGGAGCCUCCAGACUCCACCCUGUGGCCGUCAUCUUCGUCAGGAUACUCCAGGGCCUGGUGGAGGGCGUGACGUACCCGGCGUGCCACGGUAUAUGGAGGAACUGGUCGCCGCCCCUAGAGAGGUCUCGUCUAGCCACCCUCGCCUUCUGCGGCAGCUACGCCGGAGCCGUCUUGGGCAUGCCCCUCUCAGCCUGGCUUACAGAGGGCAUAGGCUGGCCAGCGCCCUUCUACUUCUACGGCGUGGCUGGCAUCACGUGGGGGUUCUUCUGGUACUGGCUGGCUUUCGAGAAGCCGGCGACGCAUCCAACUAUCACAGCCAGGGAACAGUUGUACAUAGAGGAGAGCCUUGGCAACCAGCCGGUGGUACAGCCAACAUUUGCUACGACGCCGUGGCGGGCGUUCGCUACUUCGAUGCCAGUGUGGGCCAUCAUUGUGGCCAACAUCGCUCGCUCUUGGACCUUCUACCUUCUCAUCAUCUCACAACCCACAUACUUCAACGAAGUCUUCCAUUAUAAUGUGGCCGAGAGCGGGACCAUCUCAGCGCUGCCUCACCUGGUCAUGACGAUAGUGGUGCCCUUCGGCGGGCAGCUGGCCGACCACAUCCGCAAGAAGAACUUGCUCUCCACCACCAACGUGAGGAAGGUGUUCAACUGCGGCGGGUUUGGCCUGGAGGCGACCUUCCUGCUGGUGGUGGCCUUCACUAGGAACACCACCGUCGCCAUCACCUCCCUCACCCUCGCCGUCGGCUUCUCCGGCUUUGCUAUAUCAGGGUUCAACGUCAACCACUUGGACAUCGCCCCGCGCUACGCCUCCAUCCUGAUGGGCAUUAGCAACGGCUUCGGCACUCUGAGUGGCAUGAUCUGCCCCAUCGUGGUCGAGGAGUUCACCAAGCACUCGACGGAGGAGGAGUGGCAGGUGGUGUUCCUCAUCGCCUCCAUCAUUCACUUCCUGGGCAUCAUCUUCUAUGGCAUCUUCGCCUCGGGGGAGCUCCAGCCCUGGGCAGAACCGCCUCCGGAGGAGCAGCUGCCGGAGGACCAGCAACAGCAGUACGUCAAGGAGACGACGCCGGCCAUGGCCACUCCUGGCCAAGCCAACGGGAAGCUGGCCACCUACGGUACCAUGGCGGGUGACGGUACUGCACCGGAGGGCCAAGGGUACACCCAGGAGGGCUACACCCAGGAGACCUACACUCAACAGCAGCCACAGCUAGAUUACGCUGUGGCACAUCCGCCUAAGGUGGGGAGUACAGAAUAUGCCAGCCACAACAACCCCUUUGCUCCAGCGGUGGCACCUUCCACCAACCCGUUCAGUGGGAGCUUGGAACACCACCAGCAGCAACCAACCCAGUUCAAUUAUCCUCCAAGCCAGUACUAGGUCAACACUAUUUGUGUACCGUUCCAGUACUAGGUCAACACUAUUUGUGUACCGUUCCAGUACUAGGUCAACACUAUUUGUGUACCGUUCCAGUACUAGGUCAACACUAUUUGUGUACCGUGCCAGUACUAUGUCAACACUCCCUGUGUACCGUGCCAGUACCAGGUCAACACUCCCUGUGUACCGUGCCAGUACCAGGUCAACACUCCCUGUGUACCGUGCCAGUACUAUGUCAACACUCCCUGUGUACCGUGCCAGUACCAGGUCAACACUCCCUGUGUACCGGCCAGUACUAGGUCAACACUCCCUGUGUACCGUGCCAGUACCAGGUCAACACUCCCCGUGUACCGGCCAGUACUAGGUCAACACUACCUGUGUACCGGCCAGUACUAGGUCAACACUCCCUGUGUACCGGCCAGUACUAGGUCAACACUACCUGUGUACUGGCCAGUACUAGGUCAACACUCCCCGUGUACCGGCCAGUACUAGGUCAACACUCCCUGUGUACCGGCCAGUACUAGGUCAACACUACCUGUGUACCGGCCAGUACUAGGUCAACACUACCUGUGUACCGUGCCAGUACUAGGUCAACACUCCCUGUGUACUGGCCAGUACUAGGUCAACACUCCCUGUGUACCGGCCAGUACCAGGUCAACACUCCCUGUGUACCGUGCCAGUACUAGGUCAACACUCCCUGUGUACCGGCCAGUACCAGGUCAACACUCCCUGUGUACCGGCCAGUACUAGGUCAACACUACCUGUGUACCGUGCCAGUACCAGGUCAACACUCCCUGUGUACCGGCCAGUACUAGGUCAACACUCCCUGUGUACUGGCCAGUACUAGGUCAACACUCCCUGUGUACCGUGCCAGUACUAGGUCAACACUCCCUGUGUACCGGCCAGUACUAGGUCAACACUGUGUACCGUGCCAGUACUAGGUCAACACUCCCUGUGUACCGGCCAGUACUAGGUCAACACUCCCUGUGUACCGGCCAGUACUAGGUCAACACUCCCUGUGUACCGGCCAGUACCAGGUCAACACUCCCUGUGUACCGGCCAGUACUAGGUCAACACUCCCUGUGUACCGGCCAGUACUAGGUCAACACUCCCUGUGUACCGGCCAGUACCAGGUCAACACUCCCUGUGUACCGGCCAGUACUAGGUCAACACUCCCUGUGUACCGGCCAGUACUAGGUCAACACUCCCUGUGUACCGGCCAGUACUAGGUCAACACUCCCUGUGUACCGGCCAGUACUAGGUCAACACUCCCUGUGUACCGGCCAGUACUAGGUCAACACUCCCUGUGUACCGGCCAGUACUAGGUCAACACUCCCUGUGUACCGUGCCAGUACUAGGUCAACACUCCCUGUGUACCGGCCAGUACUAGGUCAACACUGUGUACCGUGCCAGUACUAGGUCAACACUACCGAAGUCAUCGCCUAAAACCUGUCAAAAUCAUAUCAUGAUCACCUGCUGGGAUACUGCUAGGACAGUAGUCAUUUGCUAGGAUACUGCUAGGACUGUGGUCACCUGCUGGGAUACUGCUAGGACUGUGGUCACCUGCUGGGAUACUGCUAGGACUGUGGUCACCUGCUGGGAUACUGCUAGGACUGUGGUCACCUGCUGGGAUACUGCUAGGACUGUGGUCACCUGCUGGGAUACUGCUAGGACUGUGGUCACCUGCUGGGAUACUGCUAGGACAGUAGUCACCUGCUAGGACACUCCUAGGACAGUAGUCACCUGCUAGGACAUCCUACAAUUAUAUGACAAUUAACCUAAAAAAAAAAGCCUUUUGACAACUGACACCUAAAAAAGCCUUUAGAGAUGUCACUCUUCAUCAUCCGUUCUAGACUUUUGUCAUUAAUACAUUAUACAGACAUUAUACAGUCAUUAUACAGUCAUUAAUAAAUUAGUCAUGGGCGGUCAAAAAGAGGUUCCUGGCGCAUGCGCACGCGGCCAAAUGUGAGGUCAAGGGUCAUAUGAUUUGACCGGUUUGACAUCCCAUUAGUGAAAGACUUUGGAAGUCAUAUAUAUAAUUCUGAUUGGCAAAAA
Messenger RNA from Procambarus clarkii (red swamp crayfish), 3999 nucleotides. The record is from RefSeq and is a predicted model, not a curated record. NCBI's taxonomy places the organism in Eukaryota, Metazoa, Arthropoda, Malacostraca, Decapoda, Cambaridae.